AAGUCAUGGACGGACUGCCCGGACAUGGAGGAGACGCGCACCAAGUUCGGCGUGUGCAGCUUGAACGGUCUGCUGUGGAUCGUGGGAGGGUUGGACUCAGAGGGAGAGAUUCUGAGAUCUGUGGAAGUCUUUGACCCUAAGGAUCGCGUGUGGGUGCGAGGAGCGGCAAGCAUGAUGUACGCGCGGCAGAAUCAUGCAGUCGCUGUGCUCAACGGGAGGAUCUACGCCAUGGGAGGCACCUUGGAGGACGGGAUGCCGACGGCUAGCGUUGAGAGUUACGACCCGGAGAGCAACACAUGGAGGUUGGAAGCUCAGAUGCUGCGGCCGCGAGAAGCGUUUGCUGCAGCAGUCUUCGAGCACUGCAUCUUCAUUUCAGGCGGCUACUCCUACACGCCCGACAUGGAGGACACAGUCGAGGCCUUCGACCCCUCCACCUUCCCCCCCCGCUGGAGCUCUGCGAGGAGGAUGUCGCGAGCUCGCGCCAACCACAAGCUCAUGGCGCUGCCGGAUCAUGGUUGCAUCCUCGCCCUCGGCGGUCAGACCAGGGAUGGAGUCGACUCCUCCAUCGAGCGCUACGAUCCCCAGCAGGAGGAGUGG
Molecule: messenger RNA, 597 nt
Organism: Guillardia theta CCMP2712
Lineage: Eukaryota; Cryptophyceae; Pyrenomonadales; Geminigeraceae
Exons: 3
Molecular function (GO): protein binding
Source: RefSeq, a predicted model, not a curated record